AUGUCUGUAAUAAAUGUCUUUCUCAGACAAUGGAUGCGGAUCAAAUGUCUUUCUUUCUCGACAUUUUGUAUCGAUAACUGUUACGCUAUUCCCCCAUCCCUAAAUGUGAGUAGGAAAUACAUAUUUCCAUAUGUGCCAUCUCUUUCUUUCUUUCUUUCUUUCUUUCUUUCUUUCUUUCUUUCUUUCUCCGACAGUCGAAUAGUUGAUGUCUGUAAUUUCUUUUUUUUCUUUCUUUCUUUCUUUCUUUCUUUCUUUCUUUCUUCAAUAGUUGAUGUCGGUAAUUUCUUUCUUUCUUUCUUUUUUCUUUCUUUCUUUCUUUCUUUCUUUCUUUCUACUUUAAUUUCUUUCUUUUUUCAAUACCAUGACGAAUUUCUUUCUUUCUUUCUUUCUUUCUUUCUUUCUUUCUUUUCUUUCUUUCUUGUUAGUUCCUUUAAUUAUUCUUUCUCUCACCGAUAUUAG
Messenger RNA from Acanthosepion pharaonis, 459 nucleotides. Lineage: Eukaryota; Metazoa; Mollusca; Cephalopoda; Sepiida; Sepiidae. The record is from the annotation of a GenBank genome assembly.